Molecule: messenger RNA, 1521 nt
Organism: Gymnogyps californianus (California condor)
Lineage: Eukaryota; Metazoa; Chordata; Aves; Accipitriformes; Cathartidae
Gene: PRSS16
Product: serine protease 16
Biological process (GO): proteolysis
Cellular component (GO): endosome; lysosome
Molecular function (GO): dipeptidyl-peptidase activity; serine-type exopeptidase activity
Source: RefSeq, a predicted model, not a curated record
AUGUCCCGGCGGUGGCUGCUGCUGCUGCUGCUCCUGGUGCGGAUGGAGGCGGGCGUGAGCCGGGAGGGGCCGGGGGGGCCGGGGGGGGGCCGGGGGGCCCCCCUGGAGGGGUCCCUGCUCCAGCCCCUCGACCACUUCGACCGCCUGGAGGGACGCAGCCUCAGCCAGCGGUACUGGAUCAACCGGGAAUUCUGGCAGCGGCCGGCUGGACCCGUCUUCCUGCUGCUCGGGGGGGAGAGCGGCAUGUCCCCGGGGGUCCUGAGCAGGGGCCACGUGGUGGAGCUGGCGCGGGCGCACAGGGCGCUGCUGGCGGGGCUGGAGCACCGCUUCUACGGGGGCAGCCGGGGAACGGGGGGGCCGGGGGGCCCCGACCUGCGCUUCCUCUCCAGCCAGCAGGCCCUGGCCGACCUGGCUGCCUUCCGGCUCCACGUCACGAGCGCGUGGGGCCUCAGCCCCAACCACACCUGGGUCUGUUUCGGGGCCUACGCCGGCGCCCUCGCCGCCUGGGCGCGCCUCAAGUUUCCCCACCUGGUGUCUGCCGCCGUCGCCUCGUCCGCUCCCAUCCGGGCUCAGGUUGACUUCGCCGGAUACAACCGUGUCGUCUCAGCCGCCCUCUCCAGCCCCACCGUGGGGGGGUCCCCAGAGUGCCUGAGGGCGGUGACGGCGGCCUUCGCGGCGCUGGACGGGCGGUUGCGUGGCCGGCGGUUGGCGGGGGUGGCGCGGGAUUUCUCCUGUUGCCGACCCCCCCGGGAACCGGGGGACCGGGAGCUGCUGGCCGAGAACGUGGCCGACGUCUUCGCCGGGGCGGUGCAGUACAACGGCCGCCGUCCCGGUGAUUCGGUGGCCGCUCUUUGCCGCGCCAUGACCGACGGCCGCCGCGGCUCCCCGUACCGCCGGCUCGUGGCCGUCAACAAGGCCUCCCUGCGGCGCGGGGGGCUGCCCUGCACCCCCAGUUCGCGGCGGGCGGCCGUGCGGGAGCUGCGUCGCCCCACGGCCUGGGGCAGCCGCCGGCUCUGGCUCUUCCAGACCUGCACCGAGUUCGGCUUCUACCCCAGCUGCCGGGACGCCGCCUGCCCCUUCUCCCGCUUCCAGACGCUGCGGGCACAGCUCAGCCUCUGCGCCGACGUCUUCGGCAUCGCCCCGGCACGCGUCCGGGCCGCCGUCGCCUUUACCAACGCCUUCUACGGGGCCGCGCACCCCGACACCCACCGCGUCCUCUUCGUCAACGGCGCGCUGGACCCCUGGCACGUGCUGAGCGCGGGGGGGGGCCGUUCGGGGGUGCUGAUCGCGGGGGCCUCCCACUGCGCCGACAUGGCCCCCCCCCGCCCCGGGGACCCCCCGGCGCUGAGGGCCGCCCGCCAGCGCCAGGGGGCGGCACCGAACGGCCUCUGUGGGCGUGGCUACGCGCCCGAGGGGCGUGACUAUGGCGCUAACGGGCGGGGCUACGGGCGGCGGGGCGGGGCCCGGGUAGCUUUCUCGCGCGCAUGCGCGGGGGGUGGGCCCUUGGGCCCCGUCACGUGA